Molecule: messenger RNA, 723 nt
Organism: Auanema sp. JU1783
Lineage: Eukaryota; Metazoa; Nematoda; Chromadorea; Rhabditida; Rhabditidae
Source: the annotation of a GenBank genome assembly
AUGGAUGAUGAUGAAGAUCCAUCCGCAAUAAAUCGAUAUCCUGAUAAUAAUGAUUCUAGUCUUUACCUGCUAUUCGCAAACCGUUCAGCCAGUGGCACAAGAUGCCAGCAUACCGAUUGGGAUCGAUGUGAAGCAAUUCGAAUACAAGAAAUGCACGAAGCUAGAGAUAGAGCUGCCCAAAUGGAAAAAAUUAUGAGAUGGUGGAAAGAUUGUACUGCUGAAUGGAGAGAGAAAUGGCUUGUUGUGAAAGAAGAGAGAGAUGAAGCUCGUGAAGAAGGGUCAUCUUAUAAAAAAUUAUUUGUGGAAACUAAGGCAAAGUUGGACAAAAUUGUUCCUGAAAAAAUUGUAUUAGAGUCAGAAUUGGAAGACACUAAAAAUACGCUACGGGAGAUAACAAUGGAUCAACUGAGGAGAGACGUACUUGAAUACGAUGAUGACAGACGACGAAACGAAAGCUCCGCAGAAAAAGAUGAAUUAGAGAGAGCAGCCCAGUUACAGAAAAACGCUAAUUUGGAGAGAUUGUUGGCAACGAGCCAAGAGACAAUAAAGAGGUUGGAGCAACUAAGUAAGCAACACAAAGAGCAGAUAAAAUCUUUGACGGAGAAAUCAGCAAACCGUGAAAAAGAAUUGAAGGAAGAGUUAUGCAAGUUGAAAGAUCAAUAUGAACCUAAGGAAGAGAAGUUAUCGAAAACGUUCAGUAAUGGAAUGAGUUUGAAUAAAUAA